This is a messenger RNA of Budorcas taxicolor (takin), 539 nucleotides long. Its product is annotated as KRAB domain-containing protein 5-like. The record is from RefSeq and is a predicted model, not a curated record. The transcript is spliced from 4 exons. Gene Ontology annotation, biological process: regulation of DNA-templated transcription. The coding region runs from base 105 to 539 and encodes 144 amino acids. Lineage: Eukaryota; Metazoa; Chordata; Mammalia; Artiodactyla; Bovidae.
AGAUAGUUCCUUCUUAUGUUAUAUUUCUAAAAGAUUUAGUGGAGGCUACUCUUUAGUUAUGUUUUGCAGGCUUCUCAUUGCCAUGGCUUCUCUUGCUGCAGAGCAUGGGCUCGAGAGUAUGCAGGCUUCAGUCGUUGUGGUGCACUUUAAGCUUGUUUCGAAAGGGACAGCUGACGUUCCAGGAUGUGGCCAUAGACUUCACUCAAGAGGAGUGGGAAUGCCUGGACCUCGGUCAGCGGGAAUUGUACAGGGACGUGAUGUUACAGAACUACGGGAACCUGGCCUCCUUGGGGCUUGUGUCUAUGCUGGACCUGGUUGCCUUUCUGGAGCAAUUGAAGGAUCCCAGGAGUAUGAGGAGAAUGGAGACAACAGCCAUUUACCCAGGUAGGUAUGAAUGGAUGAAGAUGAUGACUCAGAUGAGAGGUCACCAGCAUAGAUUCAAUGAAUCAGGUCCUGGGAUUGCAUUGAGCAUGGAGCUGGACCCGCUGUGGUGCUACGGGGCAGCUCAGGCUCUGUCCUGGCCCAGCCCCCUUGUGUAG